Mus caroli (Ryukyu mouse) is the source of this 1907-nucleotide messenger RNA. The record is from RefSeq and is a predicted model, not a curated record. NCBI's taxonomy places the organism in Eukaryota, Metazoa, Chordata, Mammalia, Rodentia, Muridae.
GCGCUGCUCCCAACGCCUGUAAAUACAGCUAUCAACUCCGCAGAUCGCGUAGUCCAUGCCCUGGCUUCCCCGCUUCACUGAUCUGUGGCCCCCGGACGGUUCCCAGAUCCACUGCUUCUUUCGAGGGCGCAGACGAGGAGAUCCGGAGUGUGGAAGCGCCGGGGAGAAUUGUGUUACUCCGGGUGUCAACAGCUGCGGGAGGCAAGUUUGUCCGGGACAGAGUCUCGGCCACCAUGGCUCCCACGCUGAAGCAGGCGUACGGCAGGCGCUGGUGGAUGGCUUGCACCGCUGUGGUGGAGAACCUCUUCUUCUCCGCGGUGCUCCUGGGCUGGGCCUCCCUGCUGAUCAUGCUCAAGAAGGAAGGCUUCUAUUCCAGCCUGUGCCCAGCUGAGAACAGGACCAAUACCACCCAAGAUGAACAGCAUCAGUGGACAAGCUGUGACCAGCAGGAAAAGAUGCUCAACCUGGGUUUCACCGUUGGCUCCUUCCUGCUGAGUGCUACCACACUGCCUCUGGGAAUUCUCAUGGACCGCUUUGGGCCCAGGCCCCUGCGCCUGGUGGGCAGUGCCUGCUUUGCCGCAUCCUGCACUCUCAUGGCCUUGGCCUCCCGGGACACCGAAGUUUUGUCCCCGUUGAUAUUCCUGGCACUGUCCUUGAAUGGAUUUGCUGGCAUCUGCUUAACGUUUACCUCACUCACUCUGCCCAACAUGUUUGGGAAUUUGCGAUCCACUUUCAUGGCCCUCAUGAUUGGCUCCUAUGCGUCUUCUGCCAUCACGUUCCCUGGAAUCAAGCUGAUCUACGAUGCUGGAGUCCCCUUCACUGUCAUCAUGUUCACAUGGUCUGGCCUGGCCUGUCUCGUCUUUUUGAACUGUGCUCUCAACUGGCCUGCAGAAGCCUUUCCUGCCCCUGAGGAAGUUGACUACACGAAGAAGAUCAAACUCGUUGGGUUAGCCUUGGACCACAAGGUCACAGGUGACCGCUUCUACACCCAUGUAACCAUUGUGGGUCAGCGGCUGAGUCAGAAGUCCCCCAGCCUGGAGGAGGGGGCUGACGCCUUUAUUUCAUCCCCGGAUAUCCCUGGUACCUCAGAGAAGACUCCUGAAAAGUCUGCCCCUUUCCGCAAGAGCCUCUGCUCCCCCAUUUUCCUGUGGAGCCUUGUCACUAUGGGCAUGACCCAGCUUCGGGUUAUCUUCUAUAUGGGUGCUAUGAACAAGAUCCUGGAGUUCAUUGUGACUGGUGGCAAGGAAUGUGAGACGAAUGAGCAGAGACAGAAGGUGGAGGAGACAGUUGAGUUCUACUCUUCCAUCUUUGGAGUCAUGCAGCUGUUGUGUCUUCUCACCUGCCCCCUCAUUGGCUACAUCAUGGACUGGCGCAUCAAGGACUGUGUGGAUGCUCCAACGGAGGGCACCCUGAAUGAGAGUGCUUCCUUUGGAGAUGCCAGAGAUGGGGCUAGCACCAAGUUCACCAGACCACGCUACCGCAAGGUACAAAAGCUCACCAAUGCCAUCAAUGCCUUCACCCUGACCAACAUCCUGCUUGUGGGUUUUGGCAUCGCCUGCCUCAUCAAGAACUUACACCUGCAGUUGCUGGCCUUUGUCCUGCACACCAUAGUUCGCGGUUUCUUCCACUCAGCCUGUGGAGGUCUCUAUGCUGCUGUGUUCCCGUCCAAUCAUUUUGGGACACUGACAGGUCUUCAGUCUCUCAUCAGUGCCGUGUUUGCUCUGCUGCAACAGCUACUCUUCAUGGCCAUGGUGGGACCCCUGCAUGGAGAUCCCUUCUGGUUCCGAGAUGCCUCGCAGGCUGGAACCAAACAGUUAUCUAGUUGUCCUUUGGGCAUGGCCACCUCUGGCCACCUCAUCUCCAUUUGCAAGACCUUGGUCUCCAUGCAGUUCUCCACUUCUCUGUGA